Molecule: messenger RNA, 2656 nt
Organism: Nothoprocta perdicaria
Lineage: Eukaryota; Metazoa; Chordata; Aves; Tinamiformes; Tinamidae
Gene: ECE1
Product: endothelin converting enzyme 1
Exons: 19
Coding region: 37-2298 (753 amino acids)
Biological process (GO): peptide hormone processing
Cellular component (GO): plasma membrane
Molecular function (GO): metalloendopeptidase activity
Source: RefSeq, a predicted model, not a curated record
GGCCGCGGCGCCCGCGGCGGCACCGGAGCCGCCACCAUGAUGUCGACCUACAAGCGCGCGACGCUGGACGACGAGGACCCCUUGGAGGCCGACGGCGACGGAUACCCCAACGGCUUCCAGGUGAACUUCCGAAGCGCGCGGAGCGGCGCGGGCUGCUGGUCGGAGCGCACGCGCCUGGAGAAGCAGCUGGUGGUGCUGGCGGCGGCGCUGGCCGCCGUGCUGGCCGCCUGCCUGCUUGGCAUCGUCUUCCAGUACCGAGCCCGGCCGCCCGCCGUGUGCCUGUCGGAAGCGUGCGUGUCGGUGACCAGCGCCAUCCUGAGCUCGCUGGACCGCGCCGUGGAUCCGUGCGAGGAUUUCUUCGGCUACGCCUGCGGAGGCUGGAUCCGGGGCAACCCGCUGCCCGACGGCCACUCGCGCUGGGGCACCUUCAACAACCUCUGGGAGCACAACCAGGCCGUCAUGAAGCACCUGCUGGAGAACGCCACGGCCAACGUGUCGAGCGAGGCGGAGCGCAAGGCGCAGCGCUACUACCGCGCCUGCAUGAACGAGAGCAAGAUCGAGGAGCUGCGCGCCGCGCCGCUCGCCGAGCUCAUCCGCAAGCUCGGCGGCUGGAACGUCACGGGCGCCUGGUCCGGCGGCGACUUCAACGCGACGCUGCGGGAGGUGACGGCGCACUACCGCACGUCGCCCUUCUUCUCCGUCUACGUCAGCGCCGACUCCAAGAACUCCAACAGCAACGUCAUCCAGGUCGACCAGUCGGGCUUGGGGCUGCCGUCCCGCGACUACUACCUGAACAAGACGGAGAACGAGAAGGUGCUCGCCGGCUACCUGGACUACAUGGUGGAGCUGGCCACCUUCCUGGGCGGCACCGACGAGGCCUCCACGCGGCAGCAGAUGCAGCAGAUCCUGGACUUCGAGACGGCGCUGGCCAACAUCACCAUCCCGCAGGAGAAGCACCGCGACGAGGAGCUCAUCUACCACAAGAUGACGGCCGGAGACCUCAAGGCACUGGCGCCGGCCGUGGACUGGCUGCCCUUCUUGGCCACCGUCUUCUACCCCGUGGAGCUCAACGAGUCGGAGCCCGUGGUGGUCUACGCCAAGGAGUACCUGGAGCAGGUCUCCGAGCUCAUCCUCGCCACGGACAAAUGCCUCCUGCACAACUACAUGAUCUGGAACCUGGUGCGGAAAACCAGCCCCUUCCUCGACCAGCGCUUCCAGGACGCCGAGGAGAAGUUCAUGGAGGUGAUGUACGGGACGAAGAAGACUUGCCUCCCACGCUGGAAGUUCUGUAUCAGUGACACGGACAACAACCUGGGCUUCGCCCUGGGGGCCAUGUUCGUCAAGGCCACCUUUGCCGAGGACAGCAAGCAAGUGGCGGAGGAGAUGAUCGCUGAGAUCAAGACGGCCUUCGAGGAGAGCCUGGAGACGCUGCAGUGGAUGGAUGAUGAGACCAGGAAAUCAGCCAAGGAGAAGGCAGAUGCCAUCUACAACAUGAUCGGCUACCCCAAGUUCAUCAUGGACCCCAAGGAGCUGGAUAAAGUGUUCAACGAUUACGAGGCCGUGUCCGACCUCUACUUCGAGAACGUCAUGCAGUUUUACAACUUCUCGGCCAGAGUCACUGCCGACCAGCUCCGGAAACCGCCCAACCGGGACCAGUGGAGCAUGACGCCGCCGACGGUCAACGCGUACUACUCGCCCACCAAGAACGAGAUCGUCUUCCCUGCCGGGAUCCUCCAGGCCCCGUUUUACACCCGUGCCUCUCCCAAGUCACUGAACUUUGGUGGCAUUGGCGUGGUGGUGGGCCACGAGCUGACACAUGCCUUUGAUGACCAAGGUCGGGAAUAUGACAAGGAUGGUAACCUGCGGCCGUGGUGGAAGAACUCCUCGGUGGAGGCCUUCAAGAGGCAGACGGAGUGCAUGGUGGAGCAGUACAGCAACUACAGCGUCAACGGCGAGGCCGUCAACGGCAAGCACACGCUGGGAGAGAACAUCGCCGACAACGGGGGCCUCAAGGCCGCCUACCGGGCCUACCAAAACUGGCUGAAAAGGAACGGCGAGGAGGAAACGCUCCCCACCCUCGGCCUCACCAACCACCAGCUCUUCUUCGUGGGCUUCGCACAGGUGUGGUGCUCGGUGCGCACGCCCGAGAGCUCGCACGAGGGGCUCAUCACCGACCCGCACAGCCCCUCGCGCUACCGCGUCAUCGGCACCGUCUCCAACUCGCGCGAGUUCGCCCACCACUUCGCUUGCCCGCCCGGCUCCCCCAUGAACCCCCCCAAGAAGUGCGAGGUGUGGUGAGGGGCGCGCGCCCGGGCCGCCGUCCCCGCGCGCCCCCGUCCUUCCCCGAGGCUCAAAACCACUGCUCCGUGCAACGAGCUGCCCGGUGCUCAGCCGGCGCGGCGCCCGCGGUUCGGCCCACUGUGAAACGCCCUCUCCUCGCUCCCGCAGUGACUCUGAGCUCUAUUUUUUUGUAUGUUUUUCCCUGUUCCAACACGACCAGGCACCCGCGCAGCAAAGACAGCGGGGCUGGAAAGCAUCGAAAGCAUCUCAAGAUAUAUUUUUUUUUUUGGAAAGCAGGGCGGGAGGGAAAUAUUUUUCUAGCAUUGUGGAAUACACUGGAAGAGUUCAGGGACAGCACAUUUUAAAAGUUUUUUUU